UUAUUAGCUGUUUCCGAAUAAAAGUCUACCGAAGAUGCCGAAACGAAAGCGCAAGAUGGAAUUCGGGCCUAUCAGUACGACGAACAUGUUUGGCAUCGCGGGGCUUCAGUACAUUGCCCGUCGUGGUCUAUCAGUGUCAUCGCAAUAUCCGCUCACCUUUGAACAAGUUGGUCACGCUCACGGUUUGAUGUUGUACGAUGCGACUCUCACCUAUCAGCCGCAUGAGCCUAGCCAUGCUCAGUGUGGAAGGCAUUCGAGACAGCGGAUACGUCUACGUUGAUGGCGUUUUUGUAGAUUCCGUAUCCCGUGCGGAGAACAAUACCGCCGUGAUGAUUAAAGCAAAACUACACCAAGUACUGACAAUUCUCGUUCAUGACGAAGGCAGGAUUUCAUCCGGGAAAGGCCUGGGCGAAAGCAAGGGGAUUGUCUAUAACGUGACGUUGGACAGGAUCAUGCUGACAAACUGGAUCAUGCGGCCAGUCCCACUCACCAAUGCCAGCUGGCUCACAGAUUACAAUCAAAUGCGUUCAAUCCGAAAGCAGAUCCCCCUGAAAGCAGCCAGUUCAGCCUUCGAGGUGCGCGUCUUUGCUGCUGAGUUCGAGCUUCCUUACGCAGAGCUGUACGACACGUUCUUGAGACCUGACCAGAAGACGAAGGGUAUUGCGUUUCUGAACGGUUUCAACCUGGGUCGCUACUGGCCGGCCAGGGGGCCCCAGAAAACUCUGUACGUGCCUCGCACGUUGUUCAGGAAGAAGAACCUGCUUGUGCUCGUCGAGCUCGAAGGGGGCUUCUACAGGGGUGGCAAGCCCCCCGUCGUUCACUUCGAAGACAAACCAGAGCUCCACGGGACGGUACACAAGAUGGACGAAUAAA
Molecule: messenger RNA, 873 nt
Organism: Rhipicephalus sanguineus (brown dog tick)
Lineage: Eukaryota; Metazoa; Arthropoda; Arachnida; Ixodida; Ixodidae
Product: beta-galactosidase-1-like protein
Exons: 6
Coding region: 198-872 (224 amino acids)
Biological process (GO): carbohydrate metabolic process
Cellular component (GO): vacuole
Molecular function (GO): beta-galactosidase activity
Source: RefSeq, a predicted model, not a curated record